Messenger RNA from Penicillium cataractarum, 1542 nucleotides. RefSeq lists its product as uncharacterized. The record is from RefSeq and is a predicted model, not a curated record. The coding region runs from base 1 to 1542 and encodes 513 amino acids. Lineage: Eukaryota; Fungi; Ascomycota; Eurotiomycetes; Eurotiales; Aspergillaceae. The transcript has a single exon.
AUGUCAACAGUACCACCACGUACUCCAGACCGCUCGGUGCUAGGGGAUUCCUGGAUCGUCGCAUCGACGGCAUCGAUCAAGGAUCAAAGCUGCAGCUCUACACCCAGCAACGAUCCUGGAAGUCCCACGCCAGCGCCCAGGACACAAAAGCAAGUUGAUACCGCCAAGCCGGCAAACAAGAUCGCGAACCCAAAGCCGAACCCAGACCAAAACCAAUACCGGGAUCAAACAAAGCUGUCAGAUUCGCUGACUUCGUCUACCUCAUCAUGGAGUAUGUCAGGUCCGGAGCUCGUCAUGCCAUCCAUCUACGAGGUACCCAUCUCAGAGGCAUCAUGGGUAGCGCCGCAUAUGCGAUCCGCAGACCCAAGGUCCCCGCAUAUGAGGAAGCGGCGCAAGAUCACACCGAGUGGACAACAGAAACAGCAGUCCAGCUCUGCACCUGAAGCAUCCGACGCAGGCUUGUCAGCUCCAGGCCAUGCAAUCAGGAAACCGAGUGUGAUCUCAAAGCUCUCGUCCCUAUACCACAAGCAGCGCACGCUACUCCGCACGGCGAUCAACACACUCCUCAUCGCCCUAAUCAUGCACCUCCUCAUCCUCCCCGAACUCAUCUACCAAGCGCAAGACCUCUGCACGCUCCCAACAAUCCAAUCCACCUACCCAGCCAGCUGCAUCCCUCUCCACCCACGAGCCCUCCCCUCCAAUCCCUUCCACUCUGCUAGCAUCCCCAUUUCCCCGGAGGAAACCAUCAUCGCCGCGCAAACUUCCCUCCAAGAUAUCUUCACCACCACCCUAUCAACCCUCACCCCACUCGCAUACACUCUCAAAGAUAGCGAAUCCACCCUCUCCACCCUCCAAACAAACCUGCAAACAAGUCUACCCGACGCCCGACACGCACUAGCCCUCGAAUUCCAAGGCAGCGACGCCGCCCUGCGCGCUGCAGCUUGGGAAUUCGACUCGCUGCGCGCAGACCUGCGCUCCGCCGUCGACAGUCUACUCGCAUCCCCGCUAGCUUUGGAGUCCGGGGGCGCGGCAUCGAUCGCACGGGAUACCAGACUCGCAGCGCAACUGCGCCGCCGUGCAGAGUAUCUCGAUCGCUUGCGGGCGCAGUUGCGGAGUAAAGCCGAGUCUCUGGGCGGACGGUUCGCCACGCUAGAUGAUCAUCUCGAAGCUAUUGAUGGGAUUGUAUCCCGUGAAGCGCGACGGGCGUCGCUUUUGCACGGUGAUGGUGAUCAUGCAGAUACAGCGGGUCAACGCGGUGAGGGUCUGCUGCACUCUUUAUCAAGCUAUGCCGGAUUCAGCGCGCGGCUGUUCGGUGCCGGGUCAAGCUCUAGCUCGAGCUCGGACUCGAAUGCGGACUCGCACGAUCAAUCAACAGGCCCAUCACCUGCAGCUUUGUCUAACGCAGAUCGGCGGCAGCCCACGAGCACCCUUGCAUUACUGCGACUUGCAGCGACACAACAUCGUGCCGUCGCAGACGAGGUCGCGCGACUUGCGAAGGCGCUGCGGGAUGAACAGCGCGCUCGAUUGGGGCCCACUUGGUAA